AUUCACUAUAUCUGGUCUCCCACAGUACACAGAACAUGGAAAUGCAAUUAUUUAAGUAAAUAUAAACUGCUAAAUACCUUUUCUCAUCUGCAGUUUUCAGAGCACUGGUUAAAGCUUGUAGGGGGAGGUUUCUUUUAGCUCUAGGAGGAUUCAGAACCCCUGACCUUCUGUCUGGCAGUGCUGAUUGCCUCUGUGUUGAUCACAUGCACUAUCCCAAGAAAAAAAAAACAUUUCUAGCAAUACACACCAAACUGAAACAUGUGCAGAGUGUGUCCACACCAUAUGUCUUAUCAGGAGAUAAGAUGGGGGCACUGGAAGAAGGGGAGGAUCAAGAAGAUAGGAUCAAGCAACGUUUUUACACAAUGCAGAGGAUUAAUCCCUUAGUGUCCACAGUGAGUAUAUCAAGCAUGCUUUACUGCAUAUACAGAAUGAUUUUACUGUUGUGGGUUUAG
Molecule: messenger RNA, 452 nt
Organism: Staurois parvus
Lineage: Eukaryota; Metazoa; Chordata; Amphibia; Anura; Ranidae
Source: the annotation of a GenBank genome assembly